Messenger RNA from Limanda limanda (common dab), 1863 nucleotides. RefSeq names its product phosphatase and actin regulator 3a (gene phactr3a). The record is from RefSeq and is a predicted model, not a curated record. The transcript is spliced from 12 exons. Gene Ontology annotation, molecular function: actin binding. NCBI's taxonomy places the organism in Eukaryota, Metazoa, Chordata, Actinopteri, Pleuronectiformes, Pleuronectidae. Gene Ontology annotation, biological process: actin cytoskeleton organization. Bases 1 to 1863 code for a protein of 620 amino acids.
AUGGCUACAUCGGAUGGACUAGACGGCUGUCUGCAGCGAGGCAAAUCUCAAAGUGACCCGAACCUCCUCACCGAACCGGACCUCGACCUGGCACACGGCACAGUAGAGGUGCUGGACCAGCAGAGGGUGCUGAGGACGGGUUGCCUGGUGAGCAGUGUCCACACUCCACCCAUCCGGCGAAACAGCAAACUGGCCACGCUGGGGCGCAUCUUCAAGCCCUGGAAGUGGAGAAAAAAGAAAAACGAGAAGCUCAAGCAGAGUUCCACAGAUGUAGCAUUAAGUGGCCUUCUAUGCCACGACCCCAACUCUCCCACCCGGGGCUGCUGCUCGGAGGGUGCAGUCCUGCUCGGAGGAUUCGGGGGGUCUUUGAACUCAAGCCUCGCAGUCAGCAGCGUGGAAUACUUGGGUCCCGAGGAGGAGCACCCCCCAUCAGUAGCCGCCCCUCUCCAGGACUGUGAACGAGUGGAGGACAAUCUACCGCCGUCCGAGGACGAGGGAGACGAGAGUGUGCACCCUACUGGGGAUUUACCCGAGGGGCUGCAGGACGAGGAGGACCAGGUGGAAGACACCCCAGAGGAGGAGAUUCCUCUGGGAACCUCCCCACCACAAGUUCCUCCCAAACUGUUGCCUCAGCUGAGUGCUGGAGAUGAUUCAGGGCCUGCGUCGCUUCCCGCUCACCUGCCAAACUCCUACCUCCCCAAGGAGCCUCCCCCCAGGGCCACAGAAAGCAUGGCGUCGAUGACCCUGCCUCUACGAGGGUCAAUGGCCAACACCUCAGGGUCACCACAUCUAGGCAAUAUGAUCCAUCCUCCCAUGCCCCCUAGCUGCAUUAUGGAGGAACUGCAGAGAGCGUUCGCUUCCAAGAACAGGCAGGAAAUCGUCCAUCAAGGGUGUGAGCAGGCCUCACCCCCCCGGCUGUGGUGUUCUGACGGGCGGCUCUCUCGCUCCUGCAGCUCUGAGAACCAGCACAAGCUCUCGUUUGUGAGCGGCUACCUGGGCGGCGGAAGGUCCGACUGGCCCAGGAAGGAGGCGGAGGAGAACAAGGAGAACAUGCGGCUGGACCAGUGCUUCUCCAACACCUCGGGCCUCCCCAACGACCUGGAAGAAUGGAACGACUCCGUCAUCUCUGGCACACUUCCUCGCAGGCUGAGGAAGGAGCUGCUGUCUGUAAAGCUACGAAACCGUCCCAGCAAGCAGGAGUUAGAGGACCGGAACAUCUUUCCAGUGAGGAGCGACCAGGAGCGGCAGGAAAUUCGCCAGCAGAUUGAAAUGAAACUCGCCAAGAGGCUGAGCCAGAGACCGAAUGUGGAGGAGCUGGAGAGUCGGAAUAUCCUCAAACAGAGAAAUGACCAGACAGAGCAGGAGGAGAGGAGGGAGAUCAAACAGCGGCUCAACAGAAAGCUCAACCAGCGGCCCACGGUGGACGAGCUGCGAGACAGAAAGAUUCUGAUCCGCUUCAGCGACUAUGUGGAGGUGGCCAAAGCUCAGGACUACGACAGGAGAGCAGACAAGCCCUGGACCCGGCUCUCGGCAGCGGAUAAGGCGGCAAUCCGAAAAGAGCUGAACGAAUUCAAAAGCACAGAGAUGGAAGUGCACUCCUCGAGCAAACACCUGACGAGGUCAGUGUUCUAUGGUGCAUGUCUGUAUAAUGUGAACGUUCCACCGGCCAUGAAAGUGGGGAGUUUCUUCUGUGAAGAAAUGCUGAGCGUAGACAUUUUCCUGAGGCUGCUACAAGCUGCUCGGAGGCGGCAGCUCAAAGAGCCUGAAGCUUUUUUCGUCUUCAGCGUGUCUUUAAACAAUCUUCCAGCUCCCUCUGACGACCAUAUCAACCGCCUGAGAGCAUCGGUGUGGGAGAAGAGAUGA